CUCUUCACUCUUCAAGAAACAAUUACACCAACCCUUUUCAUAUUCCCAUAGCUCCUCCAUUUCUGUUUCUAUCUCUUCCAGAACAAUUAUUUGCAGAAGGGCAACGCAUAAAGUUGCAGCUACGUGAGCAGGAGGUCACCCGUUCAAGCCGUGGAAACAGGUUCUUGCAGAAAUGCAGAGCAAGUUUACGUACAAUAGAUUCUUGUUGUCCGGCCCUUUUCCAGACCCCACGCACAGCGGGAGCUUAGUGCACCGGGCUGCACUUUGUGUUGUUGAUCUUAUGAUGCCUUGUUUCAGAAGAUGUAGUUUAUGUUCUGCUUAAUAUUUUCAUUUUCUUUCCAAAAACCUCUAGGUCUAUCUAAGUUAAAUCCAUUCUUAAUUUAUUCAAACACAGUCUAAAGUUUAACUUGAUUUGUCACAUAUCCUAUCAAGUUUAAAGUUAUACUAUUCACCUGUGGUGUAAAAAAUGAUUGACACAAUCAGGUCAAGUCUUGAGCUAAAUUGUAGGUAUAUCUAUUUGAUUAGCAUUAAUUGUUGACCUGAUAAAAACAGUAUAGUAACUUAUGUGCUAUAAAGUAGUCUGAUAGUGUAAAAGGUCUAUAUACUAUCAAUGCGUAUAACUUAAAUACAUAUCAAAAUAGUUUUAUACAUAUAAAAAUAUGUAUUUAAUACUUGUGCCACUGAGGGUAGGGGAUCCGCCUGAACAAGGGCCGGGAACUGGUUGGGUUGUCGAGGGUUGGGUUCUACUUUUAGUAUUGGGGAGAGGUGAUCAGGCAGGAUAUGGCACGAUUGCAGAUUUCCGAGGACGUGGCCCUUGAUAGGAAGGUAUGAGGUCGAGCAUUACUGCAUUAGGGUUGUAGGCUAAGGGGUAGUUGAGCUUUUUCUACUUCAUACAGGGGGUGAGGCGGGUUUGAUAAGGUUGAUCUUAGACGGCUUGUGGUUUAUGUAGAGUCCACACUAUCCUUUCUGUUGUUCAUAGCUCCUAGGCCUUAAGUGCUGGUUAUUGUUAUUGCAUGUCAUCUAUUUUAUGGUUUUUAUGAUGUUGUUACUAUCUCUAUGGUUUCUGUUGACGAUACUGAUAAAUUGUCUCUUCUUGUUUUAUUUCCGUCUUCCUGAGCUGAGGGUCUAUCGGAAACAACCUCUCUCCCCCAUCGGGGUAGGGGUAAGGUCUGCGUACACACUACCCUCCCUAGACCCCACUUUGUGGGAUUUUACUGGGUCGUUGUUGUUAUUGUUGUUGUUGACUUUCUUGCCAAUAUCUCUACUUCUAAGAUGAGUAGUCAAUUCUAACAUAAAUAUAUUUACUUUCAACUGCAGUAACCAAGCUAAUUAACAUGGAGAAUGUACUGACUGAUGAAAGAAAUCCUACUCGUGCGAUGGCUUCCACCCAACGUAGUCAUCCACCAAUUGAUGAGGAAGCAGUUGUUGGAAUGCCUGGACUGGGCAAAACGUAUAAAUCAACAAUUAACUCGAGGAACGAAGGAACUAGAUAUUGUCUCGAUUGUUGGAAUGCCUGGACUGGGCAAAACAACUUUGGCUAGGAAGGUGUUCAAUCAUUUUAUUGAGAAUAAACACUUUGACGUCCGAGCAUGGUGCUCUAUUUCAAAAGAAUAUAGUUUGAGGCAGAUUUUCCCUGAGAUUCUUAAACAAGUUAUAGGCAAUUUAGAUGAUAUCAAAUAUGAAGAUAUGCCUGACAAGUUACGCAAGAGUCUAAUGCGCAAGAGGUACCUCAUUGUAUUAGAUGAUACAUGGGAAGUUAAGGCGUGGGAAGAGUUGCGAUUAUCUUUCCCACAUUGUGAAAAUGGAAGCAGAAUAGUUCUAACAACUCGUGAUAAAGAAGUGGCUACGCAGCUUAAGCAUCACAGUAAUCCAUAUUUACUUCGAUUUCUCACAGUGGAUGAGAGCUGGGAAUUACUUCAGAAGAAAGUAUUUCAAGGAGAAAUCUGUCCCCCAGAGCUACUCGAAGUAGGAUUACAAGUUGCCAAAAGCUGUAAAGGAUUACCACUUGUGAUUGUCUUGAUUGCUGGUAUUAUUGCAAAGAGAAGGCAAGCCUCUUUGUGGCUUGAGGCCGCAAACGAUCUAAGUUCCCAUGUUUUGGAAGAGCAAGGCAUGAAGAUUAUAGAAUCAAGUUAUGACCAUUUGGAAGACCAUUUAAAGCCUUGCCUUCUUUACAUGGGAUUGUUUCCAGAAGACUACAAAUAUUUAGUGUCCGAUUUGCUGAAGUUGUGGAUAGCCGAAAAUUUUGUGCAGGACAUGGACACAGAGAACAUGGAGGAAGCAUGUAAAAUUUGCUUGAAUGAUCUAGCGAACAGAAGCCUAGUGUUAGUUUCUAAAAAGAGAUUUAAUGGUGAGAUAAAGUACGUCAUUAUUCAUGAUCUAGUGCGUGAGUUUUGCUUGAAAAAACUUACAGAAGAAAAGUUUGUGCAGCACAUAGUCCCGUACAAUCCAUACCAUUACCAACCUGUAGGUGCAAAGGAACAUCGGUUAUGCAUGUAUGUUCAUCACAAUCUUGUCGAACAAUUGGUGCAGUACGAAUAUUCAUUGGAUAAGGUUCCAGUGCUGGCGAACUUGAAGGAAGGGGAGUCUUUUGCUCAAUUUCAUAGGACCCUUGAAUUCAUUGCUCAUCCAAAAUACUAUGCAUGGGACCACAUAAGUCUUUUCCCUUUACUUGAUAACUUUAGAUUUAUUCGAGUGUUGCAUUUGUUGAAUCUCCGCAUGAAAAGUAGUUUAUGGGCAAUGGCAAUGCAAGCAGUACCUCACUUGAGGUAUCUUGCAAUUUGUACUGGUGAAUUUGAUUUCCAGUGGGUAUCUCACCUACUCGAUCUGCAAACUUUGUGGAUGGAUGUUGAUGAUGAAUUGUAUGUCUAUCCAUCACCAGCUAUUUGGAAAUUGCAGCAACUAAGGCAUUUGAAUAUCGUUUUAGUCGUACCUUGGAAUGAAAAUGUCAAUGAUCGAGCAUUUUUCGAAGAGUCUUCAGAAACUUUGCCGAACUUGAAGACUUUUGAGAUGUUCCAUAUAUCAUUUAAUGCAAUCGUGACAAAGAAGUUCUGGGAGAAAUUUCCAAAUAUUGAAAAAGUGAAGAUCCGCUUAGAUGAUAUACAUGACGAAGAUUGUUCUUUUUCCCCCACACCAGAUGAUGUGUUGUAUAUUGAAGAACUCCCACUUCAAUCUCUUCAUUUGCGUUACACAGAGACCAUUGCAUCCUUGGAUUCCAUUGUCCUCCCUUCAUAUCUAAAGGAGUUGUCCCUCGAUAGCAUUCUGCUAACAGACGAAGUUGUUUCAAACAUUGCAAGACUGCGAAACCUUGAAAACCUCAAAUUAAAUUUUAUAUUCUUCUAUACCGAAUUCAAGAUGUCCUUGUCUGAGCAUUUUGACUAUCCCAUUUGUUGGGAUGUUAGUAAUUACGAGUUCCAAGCACUCAAAUGCUUGAAAUUACUGAACGUUCAAUUGGCAGAAUGGCGCACCUCAGAGGCAUCCUUUCCCGUGCUUGAGAAGCUAGUUAUAAAUGAUUGUGGGCGUUUGGAAGAGAUCCCUUCUAGCUUUGUGGAUAUCCCAACACCGAAGAUGAUUAAGUUGAUCUGGUGCACACAGACAAUUGUGGAUUCAGCUCUGGAGUAAAAAAGAAGUAGAAGAGACGACAGGAUGUUGCAGUCUCCAAGUUCAUGUCUUGGAUACAUGUUGACCAAUAAAUAAUGAUGUACCUGUUGUAACACCCUUCAUUCAGGGGCGAAGCUACAUGUUUUGAAGGGUCAACUGACCACCCUUCGUCGGAAGAAUUACGCUGCGUAUAUAGGUAAAAUAUUAGAUUUUAGAGUAAAUUCCUGGCUUCGCCACUGCCUUCAUUACCUUGCGUUCACCAGAUCAAGGGAUAUCAAUAGCAGCUCAACCAUUUAUGUCUUCUUUUAAUUAUUUCUGUUCUUCGCCAAAGCUAUACAUAGAUACAGAGACGACAGGAGUUGCUUUGCUUUGUGUAUUGCUUGCUUAUUGUCAUGUUAGUUAUUGGAUCAAGCAUCUAAAAGCUAGUAUGUCCAAGAGGAGGAUUUCAUUGUC
Messenger RNA from Nicotiana attenuata, 4050 nucleotides. RefSeq names its product putative late blight resistance protein homolog R1A-4. The coding region runs from base 1354 to 3618 and encodes 754 amino acids. The record is from RefSeq and is a predicted model, not a curated record. Gene Ontology annotation, molecular function: ADP binding. The transcript has 3 exons. Gene Ontology annotation, biological process: defense response to other organism. Lineage: Eukaryota; Viridiplantae; Streptophyta; Magnoliopsida; Solanales; Solanaceae.